UUUAAUUUAAUUUUUAUUUUAAAUAUAAAAAUAAAAAUAAAAACAAAAAUAAAAUAUAAAUAAAUAAAAAUAAUUAAAUAAUAAUAUGUAUAUAUAUAAAUCUUUUUAGUCUAUUAUAGCAUAUUAUUUUUUUAUUUUUAAUUUUUAUUAUAAUAAUAAAUUUUAAUAAACCCAAUAUUAAUAAUAAAAAUAAACUAAAGGCAAUAACAAUAAACAAUAAAUAAUAUUAUCUUAUUUAUAUAAUAUUAAAUAUAACUAUUUUUUAUUUUAUUUUUAUUUUCGAUCCCCAAUGUUUGAAUCACAUUUAAAUGAUUUAAUAGAAAAUACUAUGAAUGAUGAAAAUGCAAAUAUUUACAAGACGUCAAAGAAAAUCGAACAUUCAAGAGGUGGUUUAAAAGAUUUAAUAGUACAUCCAAGUAGUGGUAGUGGAAGUGGUUCACCUAAAACAAAUAUUUCAACACCAACAAGUAAUAAUAGCAGUGGAAGUAGUACACCUAAAACAAGUAUUUCAACAGUAUCUUCACAUCAAUCAGUUGCUAAAACUGCGAAUUCUUCAUCAAUUAAAUCAACUCAGAUAAAAAGCCAAUCAUUAAGAGAGGUUUUAGAGGAAUGGAGAUCAGAGUUUUAUCCAAAUUUAACCUAUGAUGAUUUCAAUGAAAAUUUAAAACCGGUUAAUAAUAAUUUAGCAAACAAAUCAAAAAAGAAUGGCGAUGAUAUAGACACCGACGAAGAUGAAGAGGAUGAGGUUAGUGAUAAUGAAAGUACCAGCAGCAGUAGCAGUGGCAGUAGCAGUAGCAGCAAUAGUACCAAGGGCAAUGAUUAUAACGGAAAUAUUAAUUAUCACGAAUAUUUAGAAAACAAUAAUAUGCUCGGUGGUUUUAGGUUGGAAGAAAAUAAUGAAAACGAAGAAAAAGAAGAGAAUGAAGAAAUUGAUCAAGAGUCAGCAGAUAGUCUUGAGGAAUCAACAAACCAAACAUUACAAAAUUCAAGUUUAUUAGAGCAAAGAGUCAAACAAUGGAUGAAAGAUAUUCAUUUCGAUAUAGACCAAUCAUCUAAAAUUUUUUUAAAUCAAUUACCUCCACAAAUUUUCGAAUCACCUCAAUUAGGUUCUAUUGGAAGUGAUUUACCAAUGACUCCUUCAACAAAAGAAUCACCAAAUCCAAACUCAAACUCAAAAAAUCAAUUUGAUUUAUGGAGAGAAAAUUUUAACAAGUCCAUGGAUGAAAAAAUGUUAGAAAAGAAAAGGACAAAUAAAAUAACAAUCACUUCAAAUAAACAAUAAUAAAAGUUUUUUAAGAAAUAAAAGAGU
Molecule: messenger RNA, 1309 nt
Organism: Dictyostelium purpureum
Lineage: Eukaryota; Evosea; Eumycetozoa; Dictyosteliales; Dictyosteliaceae
Exons: 1
Coding region: 290-1282 (330 amino acids)
Source: RefSeq, a predicted model, not a curated record